AUGCAUCAACCUCAAGGCUUUAUCGACCCUGUCAACCCAAACUAUGUCUGCAAGCUCAAUAAAUCUCUUUAUGGCCUCAAACAGGCCCCUAGAGCUUGGUUCGAAAAGCUACAUCAAGCACUUGGCAUUCUUGGUUUCUCAUCCACCAAAUCAGAUCAAUAUCUAUUUAUCAACAUCACACCUACUCACUCCACUUACAUUCUAGUAUAUGUGGAUGAUAUUCUUAUCACCGGCAGCAAUGAUCAGUUUGUUCAACAAGUGAUCACUCAGCUUAACAACCAAUUUGCUCUCAAAGAUCUUGGAGAUAUUGAUUACUUUCUGGGUAUCCAAGUCAAGCAUACAUCCGCUAAAAUGCACUUGUCACAGGCCAAGUAUAUCUCCAAUCUACUUCAAAAAACCAAGAUGCUUCAUGUCAAGCCGGUUCCUACACCUAUGGUAUCUAAUCAGUCCCUAUCCAACUCUGGAAGUGCUCCAUUCAGCAACACUCAACUCUAUAGAAGCACUGUUGGUGCCCUCCAAUAUGCCACCAUCACAAGGCCAGAUAUCACCUAUAGUGUCAAUAGAGUUUGCCAAUUCAUGCAAGCUCCUCUGACUGCUCAUUGGAAGGCUGUCAAGAGAAUUCUACUCUACCUGGCUGGCACUCUUCACCAUGGACUCCAUCUUCAGCACAGCUCCAACUCACAUCUCAACAUAACAGGGUUCUGUGAUGCAGAUUGGGCAUCAGAUGUUGAUGACCGCCACUCCACAUCAGGAUAUUGCCUCUUUCUUGGUCCAAACUUGGUUUCCUGGCACUCACGAAAGCAACAUACAGUCUCUAAGUCUUCCACCGAGGCAGAAUAUCGAAGUGUAGCUACCUUAGUUGCUGAAAUUUCUUGGUUGCAGUCUCUCCUCAAAGAAUUAAACAUAUCUUCCUCCACAACUCCGAUCAUCUGGUGUGACAACCUCAACACAGUGUACCUCUCGGCUAAUCCCAUUCUUCAUGCUCGGACUAAGCACAUCGAAAUUGAUCUUUAUUUUGUCCGAGAAAAAGUUAUUCAGAAGCAAAUACAAAUCCAUCAUGUACCUUCCUCUGAUCAGUUGGCAGAUGUCUUCACCAAGGCAACUCCUAACUCCAGAUUCCUCACCAUACGUGCCAAACUCAGUGUCAACCAAAGUCCACCUUGA
Messenger RNA from Vitis riparia (riverbank grape), 1164 nucleotides. RefSeq lists its product as uncharacterized. The coding region runs from base 1 to 1164 and encodes 387 amino acids. The record is from RefSeq and is a predicted model, not a curated record. The transcript has a single exon. NCBI's taxonomy places the organism in Eukaryota, Viridiplantae, Streptophyta, Magnoliopsida, Vitales, Vitaceae.